GCAUAUAGUGUACUUGCCCUUAUCCAUCUCCUUCAUCAUUUGCCAACGCUCCAUUAUUUCUCACAUAUAUAUCUAUCUUUCUACCAGCAGCUUAGCUUGCAACACUAAAUCAACCAUGCCUGCAUUAGAAAUUGAGGUGCUCUCAACAGAGACCGUCAAACCCUCCUCUCCAACCCCACCCCACCUCCGCCGCCACAACCUCUCCUUCAUCGACCAACUCAACCCGCCAGUCUUCAUGCCCAUGGUCCUCUUCUUCCCUAAAGACCCCGACGCCACCGACUCCACAUACAUACAACAACGCUGCACAAGAAUCAAACUAGCCUUAUCCGAAACCCUAACCAAGUUCUACCCCUUAGCAGGACGCGUCAGGGAAAACCAAUACAUCGACUGCAACGAUGAGGGUGCCCUCUACGCCGAAGCCAAAGCCAAUGUCACCAUCGCGGACGUCAUCUCAAACCCUAUCCCUAACGACUUCAACAAGUUCCUCCCAUGCGAACUCGACUCCGCACACGAACUGGGCGUGUGCCUACAGGUCACGUCGUUCGUAUGCGGCGGUAUGAGCAUCGCCAUGGGUAUGUCCCACAAGGCCGGAGACGCCUUGGCUUAUUUCAGUUUUCUCAACAGCCUCGCCGCAGCCACGAGGGGCGAGGUCGACGCCGUACCCGCACCCGAUUUUGUGUCCGACAAGUACUUCCCGCAAAUGGACUUGUCCGGGUUUUACCACCCUACGAACGGGAUGGUCAAAGACAACAUUUCCACCAAACGUUUUGUGUUCGAGGCACCAGAAAUUUCGACACUCAGGGAGAAAUGCACCGGAGCCCAGAACGAACACGCUCGGCGUCCUACCCGUGUGGAGGCCUUAUCGGCCUUCAUAUUGAGCCGAUACGCAGCAUCCUGCAACAACCCGAAGCAAAUCGACAGAUCUGAUGAUGUCCCGAAGACCUACAUGGUGUCUCAUGCGGUGAACUUGCGGACGAGAAUGGAUCCACCACUUCCGGAGUAUACUUUCGGGAAUUUGAGCCGAAUGUCACAAGCGAGCCCACCAGUGCCCGUGGGCCCCAAAGACGGGUCGGUGUCCGACUCAACACUACAAGCCAUAGUGAGCCACGUCAGAGAGGGGCUCAAGCAAGUCAACACGGAGUAUGUAAAGAAAUUGAAAGAAGGGCACCAGCACUUGAGUUUAUUGAAAGAGCGCACCUCGCAAGUGAAACGAGGGGAGUUGGUGCCGUUUAGCUUCACGAGCCUUUGCAGGUUCCCGAUGUACGACGCUGAUUUUGGAUGGGGGAAGGCUGUUUAUAUGGGGUCGGCCAGUUUGACGUUUAGAAACUUGGUGAGUUUCUUUGACACUCCAAGCGGCGAUGGGGUGGAGGCGUGGGUUAAUUUGAGGGAGGAAGACAUGGAAAUAUUUGAAGCUGAUGAGGAGUUUCUCAAAUAUGUUUCACCCAACCACAGUUGGAAGAAAUCGGGGGUGAAAACUUUGAUUUACUAGCUUUGGCAUAUAAUAUAUAAAAUUUGCUACCUUACAGUAAUUUUCUUUGGUUAAUUUUGUGUGUUAUAAGUUUCCAAGUGUAAAAAAGUUUAUUUCUAUAUUUUAAAUCAUGUGGUGUAAUGUGUUUGGUGUUCAUGAUCAAUUAAUGUUGUGAAAUAAGAUGGAAGAAUUAACUAUUCUAAUUGUUUUUUGUGUA
Prunus persica (peach) is the source of this 1685-nucleotide messenger RNA. RefSeq names its product vinorine synthase. NCBI's taxonomy places the organism in Eukaryota, Viridiplantae, Streptophyta, Magnoliopsida, Rosales, Rosaceae. The coding region runs from base 116 to 1489 and encodes 457 amino acids. The transcript has a single exon. The record is from RefSeq and is a predicted model, not a curated record.